Haplochromis burtoni (Burton's mouthbrooder) is the source of this 3703-nucleotide messenger RNA. It is a transcript of the gene znf653, whose product is annotated as zinc finger protein 653. Lineage: Eukaryota; Metazoa; Chordata; Actinopteri; Cichliformes; Cichlidae. Gene Ontology annotation, cellular component: nucleus. Bases 1 to 1959 code for a protein of 652 amino acids. Gene Ontology annotation, biological process: regulation of transcription by RNA polymerase II. The record is from RefSeq and is a predicted model, not a curated record. The transcript is spliced from 10 exons. Gene Ontology annotation, molecular function: transcription coregulator activity.
AUGGCCAAGAUGGCGCAUCAGCUGGCAGAAGUGGAGGCUCCCCUGGACACAAACCAAGCCGGGGAGCAAGGAAAGGGUGUUUUGAGGCGCUGUAGGGGGCGACCCAGGCUCACAGACUCCGACCGAGCGCAGAGACGGCUGGAAUCCAGAAAGAAGUACGAUGUCAGGAGGGUGUACCUCGGAGAGUCGCACAAGCUGUGGAGUGAUCUCCGCAGGCGGACCGGUCUGAGCGACGCCGGGCUGGCAGAAUAUCUCAUCCUACUCAACUCCACCUAUGGAGAAAAAUACCAGCAGAAAUACUGCGGGAAGAAGAUUGCCCCAGAAGUCUCGGCAAAACAGAAAAGAGGCAGGAAGCAAUGUGUGUCCAGCCUCCAGAGCCUGGUGUGUUGGUACCAGCAGCACUCGCACUCUUGCCCACACGAGCCCCAGCUUAGAGCUCUAGAGACCCAGUCCAACUUCUCCACCACUGCAGUCUGGCAAUGUGAAGGCAACCACUCGUUUGUGCAAUACCUUUUCUCACCUCUGGGGGAGGCAAGUGACUCUGAGCAUGAGGAGGGAGUGAACAGGGACAGCGAUGGAGAGUGUGCAGUCAAAACAGACGUGUCUGUAGCAAAAAACAUAGUAAGCCGGAAGAGAAGGAAGGAGGCUCACAGACAGUUGAAAGACGUGGGAGAAAAUGUGGAUGUUUCUGAGGAACAUCAGGAAACUGUAAGCCAGGUAGAAGAGGUUGUAGUUCCAACCCCUGAAGCCAGCGUACUGGCCUCUUCCAAGGAUGCUCCGCUGACAGGGCAGCCUAUCUGGGAAGUGGAGAUGGUGCGACAGCAAGGCUCCCUCACAGCGGCUUUUCACUCCGUCCCCACAGAGGAAGAGGAGGAGACUGAAGAUCUGAGGCAAGGUAAGGAUGGAGGGGAAGAAGAACGCCUCACAGAAGAGGAAGUCAGGACUGUUAGGCACGAUUACGAGUGCGUUAUGACGGCAUCUUUAGCUGAUGAACUUGACAAGUCUGAUGAGGACUUGGUGCUGUCGCAGAGCCUGAGUGGCUCAGUGCGCCUGAGUGCUCAGACAGAACUGUCAGUCCCACCGACCAUGCAGGUCCAAGAGCAGAGCGAACUGUUUGAGCCUCAGACUCUGCAAACGGUGGUGACCGGCUGUGAGAUUCCUGACCAGAGGACGGCUUUGGAGGGCUCACAGUUAAUUAUCAUCACUGGCCCCAGCUACGAAGCCCUGGCAUCCGAGGGAAUCCAACUCAACAUGGGAGGCGGAAAUGUGGAGGAAGUCACCUGCACCGUCAUUGGGGGCGUCACCUACAACCAGGUGUGCACGGCUGACUCGAAAAUCAGAACAGCAGAGGAUGAGGACUCCAUGACAGGUAUGACUGACAAACAACUGCUGCAGCCCAGUGUUGACACUUUGGAGCUGGGCAGUGACAGACAGCUGCAGAGGAGUCUGAGCAGGUCAAAGAGAAGCAGACGAGGCCCGGUGAUCGAGGCUGAUGGGAUGCUCAAGAUGUUCCACUGUCCGUACGAGGGUUGCAGUCAAGUCUAUGUAGCAAUUAGCAGCUUUCAGAAUCACGUGAACCUAGUUCACAGGAAAGGAAGGACAAAGGUUUGCCCCCACCCUGGCUGUGGAAAGAAAUUCUACCUGUCGAACCAUCUGCAUCGCCACAUGAUCAUCCAUUCUGGCGUUAGAGAUUUUAUCUGUGAGACUUGUGGAAAGUCAUUUAAACGCAAAAAUCACCUGGAGGUUCACAGGCGGACGCACACAGGAGAAACACCACUCCAAUGUGAAAUCUGUGGCUACCAGUGUCGCCAGCGCGCAUCCCUGAACUGGCACAUGAAGAAACACACUCCAGAGGCCCACUACAACUUCACCUGUGAGUUCUGUGACAAGAGGUUCGAGAAGCUGGACAGUGUCAAAUUCCACAAGUUAAAGAGUCACCCAGACAAGCAGGCAACCUGAGGUGCAUAAGCAUUACUGGCUGGACACCUCCGAGACCAAAGGAAGUCUUCCAGUGAAGAGAGAGACUUUGCCGCGUCUGUAUUGCCUUGCACGUCCAGGGCGAUGAACAUCAGCCGUGUUCUUACAGGCUGAGGAUGAAGGCAGGAGUGAUUCGGACUAACAGCUGUGCAGGACGCAUGCUGUGUCAGAGGCUAAUUUCCUCAUUUGGUAAAGAGUGAUUCCUAAAUACUUCAAGCAACUGUUCACAUACCAGACUUGGCAAAAUCAGUCAGAAUUAAUUUGAUAUGUUUUCUGUUUUUGUUUUGUUUUUCAGGACAAUUUAAAAAAGAAGAAGUGAUUAAACAUAGCUGUAAACAUUAGCAAGGCUCGUUAACUAGCUUGCUAGUAACUGUUGCUUUCUGAGCUGGUUGUGCUUUGUUACAGGUUCAUUUUUAUUUGGGGUUACAGAUUAAGUAAAAGAACCGGUCACAUUCAUGACCAGCCCACACACCGUGUAGUAUUUCCCCACUCUGUGGGAACCAAUUCAGAAUGCUUCUAGAUCUGAGAUUUGGCUACUUAUUUUCAGCAACCAUAUUUGUUUCCUCUGGCGUGAGCAGACAGUCGUGUAAUAAUAAACGUUUUUGUAGGCUCUGGAAAGUGUCCUGCAGUUACAUAAAGGGCAUAUUGAAAACAUACAAAAAAAAUUAUUUUUUCAUGUGUAACCAUGAAGAUCUCUGUUUCCUUAAACAAUUCAGUUCAGUUUCAUUUAUACAAUGCUAAAUCCCAAAAGCUGUCACCUUAAGGUGCUUUAAAUAGUAAAGUCAAUAUAAAGUCCAGCAAUCCGACGACCCCAUAUAAGCAAGCACUUUGCAAAAGUGGGAAGGAAAAACUCCCUUUUAACAGGACGAAACCUCCAGCAGAACCAGGCUCAGGGAGGGGCAGCCAGCUUUAACUGGUUGUGGGUGAGUGGGAAAGACACUAAUGGCAUAGAGCUAAAAGGUCAAAGUAGUGCAUCAUGGGAAGCCUCCUGGAGCUUAGGUUUAUCACAGCUUAACUAAGGGAUGGUUCAUUGUGACGAGCCCUAGUUUAUAAGCUUUAUGAAAAAGGAAAAUUUGGGUUGCUCUGGACAAAAAUACUUCAUUGGUUUCUCGGCUUUGCUUGUUAAAAAGCAAGAUCCUCAGCUGUUUUUAAUAUAGCUAAACUCAAAUUUGCAGUCCUUUUCCGAAGCACCAUUGCUACGUUUGAAUCGAUCCCUGGAAGUCUCAUUCUGACCACUUACAUCUGUGCUGGUAAAAUCGACUUUCGUGUCAAAAUGACUAAGAAAGUACUUUCAGUUCCUUUGGUAUUUUCCAAGUUGAUGAAUCUGCAGGUUUUAAUGUAGCACAGAUAUUAUGUGAGCUUGGUGCAACUCUAGCAUAUAUCUUGCCUUGGGAGCAGUACCAGGACUACAGUAGCUUUGGACCAUCUGAGGCUGGGUUUGUGUCUCCUCCUGGAGUUCAUUUAGUGAUCUUUUGCACAUAAGAUGAAUGUGCUAGCCACUACACCAUGGACUCACUAGACUGACCUAUGAGUCAUAACUGUUAAGGAGACCUGUAUCUCUGUCUGUGGCCUGGAAAACAAGCAACCAUUUUCAGUUUUCUUUGUCAUUUACAAGUUAGAGUUUAAAGUCCUGAGCCAUCUGAUUAGUUGGAAAUGGCCUCCUCAAACACAGCAACUAUUGUUUGCUCUCUGUCAGUGCAGUAAAAUUCAAAUUUUUAUCCAUCCU